AUGUCAUACUAUCUCACGUUGAUAGGAACGCGCGACAAUCCGCUCUACGAAGCCGAGAUCACUCCCAAGACAGCCGCCUCUUCUUCGUCUGCAUCCACGAGCAGCGGUCUCUUCUCGUCCGCGUCGAGCUCGGUUGGUGGGGCGUCGGGCGGGGCGGCUAGCGGGGGGGCUGGUGCCGCCUCGGAUGCGGGUACGAGUGGAGGAGGAGGAGGGAUGUUUGGAGGCUUGCUGUCGCGUAUCCCAACCACAACCAGCGCGUUGACGUCGAGCGGGAAUAGCACUGCAGCAGGGAGCGGAGCAGGUGCGACAGGAGCGGGGCUAGGCGCAAGGAGGAAGGAGAGAUACGAGCUGCAGAUGAUUGCGCAUUCCGCAUUGGAUACGAUCGAGGAUGCACUCAUUACAAGUCCAUAUCUAUACUUGAAAAGCAUCGACCGGAUCCAAGAGUAUACUACGAGUUGCUUUGUUCUCCCAGGAAACGUCAAGAUGGUUCUGCUACACGAGCACAAGCACGAAGAUGGCAUCAAGAACUUCUUCCUCGACGUCUGGGAGGCGUAUCUCAAGGUCUCGAUGAACCCAUUCCAGGACGCAAACGCACCCAUCGAGAACGCUGCUUUCGACGCACGAGUCCGAGCAGCUGCCAAAAAGUUCCUCUGA
This is a messenger RNA of Sporisorium graminicola, 654 nucleotides long. RefSeq lists its product as uncharacterized. Gene Ontology annotation, biological process: endoplasmic reticulum to Golgi vesicle-mediated transport. Gene Ontology annotation, cellular component: TRAPP complex; cytoplasm; nucleus. The record is from RefSeq and is a predicted model, not a curated record. The coding region runs from base 1 to 654 and encodes 217 amino acids. The transcript has 4 exons. NCBI's taxonomy places the organism in Eukaryota, Fungi, Basidiomycota, Ustilaginomycetes, Ustilaginales, Ustilaginaceae.